UCUCUCUGCCCAAAAGGAGUUGAAGGCACCUCCAGGACUAGCUGGAGCAUGGCUGAGGACCUGGGGCUGGACUUUGGGGAAACAGCCAGUGUGGAAAUGCUGCCCGAGGAAGGCAGCUGUAGGUCCAAGGCCAGGGGCGGGCUGGAAGCCAGGAGCAGCAGCAUUUGCUGGGCUCUCACCUGCUGCCUGGUGCUCAUGCUCGCUGCACUUACCACCUACCUGCUCAUGGGCCAGCUCCAGGCCCAAGGAGACACCUGUGCACAGUUCCAGCAGGCUUUGACAAGACGAGAAUUUGAACAUUUGCAUCAGCGAGCUUACACAGAUCUCAGAGCUGACAGGAAUAAGCCAAGGGCACAUCUGACAGUUGUGAGACAGAUUCCCACAACACGCUUGAAAAAUCAGUUCCCGGCUCUACAUUGGGAACAUGAACUAGGCUUGGCCUUCACCAAGAACCGCAUGAACUACACCAAUAAAUUCCUGGUGAUCCCGGAGUCGGGAGACUAUUUUGUUUACUCCCAAGUCACAUUCCGAGGAACGACAUCUAAGUGUGGGAAAAUCAACCAGGGAAGCCAACCAAACAAGCCAGAUUCUAUCAUAGUGGUCAUCACCAAGGUAACGGACAGCUACCCUGAGCCCACCCAACUCUUAACAGGCACCAAGUCUGUGUGUGAAAUAGGCAGCAACUGGUUCCAGCCCGUCUACCUAGGCGCCAUGUUCUCUUUGCAGGAAGGGGACAGGCUGAUGGUAAAUGUCAGUGAUAUCUCCUUGGUGGAUUACACAAAAGAAGAUAAAACUUUCUUUGGCGCUUUCUUGCUAUAGGGACACAGUGAGCAUCAUAGUGUGAUGGUUUUCUGCCUCUGAAUUCUCAACUUUUUCCAUUCAUAUGUGAUUACAACCAGCUGUUUUCUUGGGGCCAGGGAGAGGGAGAAGUCCACAAAGAUAGUGGUUUAGCUAUGAAAUUCAGUGCUCAAAAGUUCACACAUUAUAUGCCUUCCCACUGAGGAUACUAACUGGAAAAAGACAGACAUAAUCUUGUGGUUUUUUGGAGCUGUGAUGAGUCGUAAACAUUAAAACACUGAUUCCCCAAGUGAAUGAAUGACCUACUCAGAGAAGUGUUUAAAGAAGGAUAUUUCUAUACCUUCCUACUAUAUGCUGUCAUCACUGGCCCAGUUAUUGUUCAAUUUUGUCAUAAAUUUGCUUCAGCUCAGGAACUUUGAACAAAGUCCUAGAAACCAGUGUAACUUCUUCAGAGGCAAAAUUCCUUCUCCUUUUUUCUACAUACUUGCAUGCCUUGCUUCAAAAAAAAAAUUUUAAAGAGAUGGUAUUUUUCAUGAAUGUUCUCAAAAAUUUCAUAGUAAAAUAGUACAUGACUCCUUUCUUUUGAUUGUAUGCAUAGGUGUCAAAGUAUGCAAGCAGGAGUUCCACUUGCAUAUCAAAAAUGCAACAGUAACUUUUUUUUUUAGCACAGUUUCCUUGAGCACCUAUUAUUUUGGGGGCUCAUCCUUAACCCAGAAAGUGCUAUGAAGAACAAGAUACAUUCCACUUCAAACUUACAUGAAAACCUGAAUGCUACUUGGUCAAAUAUCUGUCAACAUACUCUAAAACAAUUUUAGGACUCCAAGUCCUUAAAAAAAAAAAAAAACUGAAACUGUUCAGUAAGAUUUCCGGCACUCUCCAACUAUGUACGAUAUCCAGCUGAUUAGGUCAUUCAAGAAACUCGAAGACAGACUUCUAGUUAACUAGACCAACUAUGCAACAAACUUGAUUGAUGGUGGCAGAUGAGACAAUGGACUUCUUUACUGGAGGGGGGAGGUUAUGGGAGAAGGGAGGGAGAUGUCGGUCACCAAAUCUGCAGAAGUUAACCUAGAUCUGCUUUGAGGCUUGAUUUGCAACUUUAUAUGCAGUGUAUGUUAGUCUUUUUCCUAUAAAAUAUUCAAAGGAAUUUAAAUAUGGAAUUAGCUAAUUGGCCCAGUCAGGACCUCUGUCCUGAAGAAGAGGCUAGAUAUGGUUUGAAAAGCUCCUUUCUGGGCUCCAAUGAGUUCAAAACCUCUGGUCUGUAUAAUUUUCCUGAAUUAAUAUGUCAAGAGCAGGAAGGGCAGUUUUGCUCAGCCUUUGUUGACAUGUCUGUAAAACAGGAAUCCACCAAUUUAUUUCCCAGGAUCCAAUGAUCUCAUGAGAAUGAAACGUGCUAACUUCAUGAAUUCUGUGUGAUCAUAGCAUAGAGCCAGUGACCUCCAACAGUGUGGCCUCUGUUACAAAUGCUCCAGAUUGUGGGAGGCUUCAUGGAUGGGUUUGCAAGCAAACUUGACACCAAAAUUACUCUUACCCUUAUUACCAGGAGACAGGAAAGGCAGAGAGUUGCAUGAUGUGUCUUCUGAGUAGGGAGACUGGGGUUGUAAUACUCAAUCAAUAUUGUUCAAUUAUAAUUAGAUAAAAGUUAAUUUCCAUUUUCUCACUUGGGAGCUUAAGGCUCUAAACAAUUCUUCUAACCUCUGCUAGGCUGGCUUAAACCAGGCCUCUCAUGUGCCGUCAGCUUCUCAAAACAGCACAGCACUCAGUGGGAGUAUGAGAAGGGUGUGGUCAUCUCCACCUGGCUCAUAAGAGUCUCCAAGAGGAAGUGAAGCUUGAAAGGAGGGUGGGCCCCAGAUGACCAGGAAAGGGCAUCUCAGAGGGAGGAAUUACCCUUUAGUUAAAGCAGAAAAGAAAGGUUUCUCAGUAAGUCCAAAACUAGUUUGAUAAGAGAAUGUUCUCUCAACCAACUCCUAGAGCAGUAUGUAUUGGUAGUUCAAGAAUGUUUUCUCAAUGACUCUAGCAUAGAGCCACAAUUAGAACUAGCAUUCCAUCAUAAAAAUAAAACUCUAUCUGCACCUGUCUCCACGGUGCAUGAAAGCACCAACUUGAGGGAGCAGAGACAAGGUCACAGUUUCCUGCCCAUUUCUUCCCCCGCUAGAAGAAACUCUGUGCCAAGGAGCUUUAAAUCUGCCCACUGUUUCAUAGGGGGUCUGGCAGAUUUAGGAGUUUAUCCACAACAAGAAUUUUCUAGUAUCUUUAGACACUUGAACCAUUAGAAAAAAAUCUCUGCCAUACUAUUUUGUUACUACCAUAAGCUAGUAUCUUUAAGAAUGUAUUGUAGCUUGAGUUUUCACUGCUGAUUUAUAUAUUUUAUUAUUCUGAAAGGCAUAGCCAAAUAUUCCUGGCAGGACUUCUAUUUCCAAGGCAUUUUCUCCAUAGCAAAAAUUAGUGCCCAUCUUUUUUUUUUUUUUUUUUUUUUAUGGCUCCCACCUUAUGGCUAAAACUAUUGGAGGCUGGAGAAUUGUGGCAUUGAAUCCAUCUCUCUUUCUCUCUGUUCUCUUUAAGUGCAUUAUUAUUAUUUUGGAGUGAGUCUUGCUAUAGAGCAUGUGUGCUCACCAGAAAGACAGAAAGCAAGAAAUCUUGCCCCUAAUCUCCACCAAUCACCACCUCAAUCCCUUCUCCUCCAGUCUCCUCCUUUCUCCUC
This is a messenger RNA of Tupaia belangeri chinensis (Chinese tree shrew), 3496 nucleotides long. It is a transcript of the gene TNFSF15, whose product is annotated as TNF superfamily member 15. The record is from RefSeq and is a predicted model, not a curated record. Gene Ontology annotation, biological process: immune response. The transcript is spliced from 4 exons. Lineage: Eukaryota; Metazoa; Chordata; Mammalia; Scandentia; Tupaiidae. Gene Ontology annotation, molecular function: tumor necrosis factor receptor binding. Gene Ontology annotation, cellular component: membrane. The coding region runs from base 49 to 819 and encodes 256 amino acids.